This is a messenger RNA of Pleurotus ostreatus (oyster mushroom), 1953 nucleotides long. RefSeq lists its product as uncharacterized. The transcript has a single exon. NCBI's taxonomy places the organism in Eukaryota, Fungi, Basidiomycota, Agaricomycetes, Agaricales, Pleurotaceae. The coding region runs from base 1 to 1953 and encodes 650 amino acids. Gene Ontology annotation, molecular function: protein binding. The record is from RefSeq and is a predicted model, not a curated record.
AUGCUCAUAGCGUCCACCGUGGGCCCUAUAUCCACGAAGUUGCUAUCAACAGCUCGUCGCGCCAUCACUCAACAGCUAUGUCGAACCCCCUCUCUCCCUUCGACAUGCAUCCGCACCAGUCGCAGCCGGGUCCCGUACGUACCCUUGGAACCCACGCAGACCUUCUCUGUGCCUCCGCCUGUGUAUUUCCCUCGGAAAACUGUCGAAAAGACGCUGUCUGCACGCGAAGAGAGAAGCGAAACACGACAGAAACGAGACCGAAAGCAAAGCGGAGAAGAACACCCUGGUUGCGCGCCCCAUCGUCCGCAGUCUGGAAAGAAGAGGAAGAAGAAGAAGUCUACCGUACAAGGAAACAAAGUAUCUCGGAAACAGCGUGUUUGGGAUCAUGUAGAGUUUUCGGAACAUUGCUCUGGUGUAGGCCCCUCCACUGUCAAAGCGGAGAAUGCCCUUGCGGAGCAACAACUCAAAGAUCAUACUUUCACCUUCGACGACCAUCUACAAGAGGGGUGUGUGGAUUUCGUAUCAUUCACAAGCAUGGAUGGCCUUCAAGAAGGCGAUCGAGAAAUGAACCUCAUCCAUAUUAUCGAGAGGUCUACCUCCGCAACGGACGUCUGGAAAGCGUACACGGAGCUUCGCGAGUAUUACGACCAAAACCAGUCACUUUCUGCCGGCCUACUCGCCCUCCAUCACCUCCACCGAGUCAUCCGCGUUCUAUCUGAGAACAGACCGAAGACAAGAACUCAAUUCAUCAGACUCCUAGACGUAAUUCAGUUUCUCCAGAAGUGCGGUGGAAAGGUUCAGUUGCACGAAUGGAACGCGCUCAUUCAUAAUGCUGGCCGCGGUUGGAGGAAGACUAGAGUGGAGGACUUUCAGCUUGUGAUGGACGUGUACAACGAUAUGAUUACUGGGGCGCCAGCAGGUACGACAAUGGCUGGUUCUAUCUAUGACAACGCCCCUUUGCAGGGCAAGCCUGUACACCCAGACAUCAUCACAUUCACCUCCAUCCUUGAUAUCGCGGCUCGAACCUUGCAUGCACCCUCUAUUCGCCGUGCUACAGGCCUGCUUCACGAUGCAAGUCUCUCCCCAAACCGCAUUACGCAUCUGUCCAUGCUUCGCUAUUUUAUCUCGACGCGUCAACUAUCCGGCGUUCGUAGCACUGUGCUUAAAAUGAAAGAACAAGGGUUGGAACUGGGUAUAGACGGGCUGAACGCGUGUAUAUGGGCGUAUUCCCGUGCGGGGGAUCUGGAGAUGGUUCGACUCAUUUAUCGGGUACUGCGGGACAGAAUAUGGCCAGAGGAUAAGAGAGCGGAGGUAGAUGUCAUAAUGCGUCAACUCAAGAGCGAAGAGGCCAUCGACAUCGAACCGCAUCUAGUUCCUGACGAGGUCACAUUCUUCGAGGUUGUGCAGGCGAUGGCAUAUCAUGGCGAUCUCCUUGGGUCUCUGAACACCCUGACUGAUAUGCUCUCCGCUCCCCACAACUCCUCAACGGACCCCAAGAUACAAGCAGACACCACGAGUGUGCCACCAUCACAACCUUCGACGAUGCCUGCUUUCCGUGCUAUCUUCCUUGGUUUCGCGAAGCACGGUGUCCCCCAGACCGAGCCUUCAGCUAUCAUCCGGCAUUCGACUCUUGAUACUUUCCGAAGUACGAGGUGGAACCACCAGAGCUUGCUUUCUCUAUUCGAAGUCUUUAUGGGGCGCCCAGAGUGUGUCCGACCGAGUCGCUCUGUCAUAUAUUGGAUUAUCGUCGCUUUCAUGAAGACAAGUAUGCAUGAUCCCUUGGUCAUACGGGACGUUUGGAUCAAGAUGGAAAGCAGGUUCGACGGGCCAUGGGGAGGAAGAGACAAUCGACUUCAACGGCUUCGACAAAUGAUAUUCAGCAACGAAUUCCUUCAUCCGCCUACAAGCUCGCAGCCUCGGAAGCCCAAGGUCCAUCACCAUACCAGAAUGUAG